Molecule: messenger RNA, 11624 nt
Organism: Coturnix japonica (Japanese quail)
Lineage: Eukaryota; Metazoa; Chordata; Aves; Galliformes; Phasianidae
Source: RefSeq, a predicted model, not a curated record
AUGAGUAAUAUACAGCAUUCUGUUUGCAAGCCACAAGUCCUGCUUUAGUCUAGCAAGCUUGAUUGCGUAUGAUAGCUCAUGUUGAUAGCAUAUUCAGCCACCUAUUACAAGCAAAAAGCUCGGUCCGUACAACCAUAUGGCUGAAUGUUUUCUGGAUGCCUUGCCUUUAAUCUGCUUUGAGAAAAAAAGAAAAAAAAGAAUCUACAAGGGCCAUCUGUAAAAAUGAACAGUGAAUGUACCCAGGACGUUAAGCAGGCAGCCCAUGUAGCCAGCAUCCCCAUUUCUGCAGAGAUCUCGCUUCUCACAUGCACUGGUGCCACCACGCUGAGGCUGGUGGAGCUAUUCCUGAGCGCAUGAACUAGAGGAACUUCAUGCCAGGGUUAGUCAGAAAGGAGCAAAGCAUGAGUAGCACUUACAUUUCAAACUGUAGAGCAAAUCUGAUUUCUGAUGGUAAGUUGUUGCAGGACCAGGUAGGUUUAUAAGGGCUGGCAGAGAAAGAUGCAUACCUGCUCUGGUUGCAGCCACCUUCUGCAGUCCCAGUGUGUUGUGGGACACUUAGCAGUUCUCCAUUGUGCACCUCAGCAGCACCAUGGCCGUAUGUGAUGAUCCUUUUGCUGUAGUUUGGCACCUGCUUUCUAGAUGCAUCACUUGAACAUUUGUAUUUCUCCAUUAGAUGUUAAAGCAAAGUGUUUUCUACUCUGUGGAUUUAUUUAAGCUUUCUAGAUUUACUUGUGACAGAAAAGGGCCGGGUGGUGCAGCUGCGUUCCCACAUAAGGGCCCUGGCACCCACAGAGUACCAAAUAAGAUUAAUGGCACCUACAUGGUUGCUGUUAGUAUCAGGAAUGUCUGCCAGGGUAGCUCAACGUUUUCUAGAGCAAAAUCUGUAUCCCACAGGGCAGUUUCAUGACUCGUACAAGUCCUGAUCUUUACUAACACCCCAAAAAGCUUUGCUGUGGGGAAUUGUUGAUUUGUUUCUUUCAAGAGUGAAGCAGGAAGAGUCAUGUAACGAAUUUAUACCAAGGUUGGAUUAUGUCCAGUAGAUGUGUCUGAUGAGGAACACGUCAGCCUGUUUUGCAGAGGACUCUUAAGGAAAAUGGUUGUUCCCAAGCAGAUGAUGGUUGAGAAACCAAGGGAAGGAGGGAGCAGCCACCUGUGCCAGCUGCACAAACCACACACAAAGGAGAAUCCCCUGUUGUAGUCCAGCAUCUUUCCUGUCCAGUAAGCAUAUAUUUUUAUUAUGUCAGAUAUUAUAUUGCAAAUACACUGUUGGCACUGAAGAUAUAUUUUAAAUAUUAUGUAAGUGGAAGCUUUUUAUAACACUAAAGAUAUAGUAAGCCUAGUUUCUGCAGCCCUAUGUUUUAUAUUUAAAAAAGAAUAAUAAUAAUCUAUUGAAAUAUUCCUGGUUGUAGAAGUAGGUCUGAUCGGUACUAGAGUAAUGCUGUGUGUAUUCCUUAAGAUGGGACAUGAUCCCUUUUACUGUGCUUCUGCACACUCUUCCAUGUGUUCUUUGCUUUCUUCCCCCAAGUUGACCGCUUGUCAUCAAAACAGCUGGUCAGCUGAGGGGAGUUACUUGUAUGCAGGAAUAACACUUUAGUCUGUCCUUUUGGCUGCCUUGCACACAGUUACCACAAAUUAAUUCCUUCUAGCAGAAGCAGAGCAGCUCCAGUGAUGUGCUGGGAUUCACAGAAGGGGAUGCAGUGCCAUGAGAGUAGCCUUGUCUUCCAGCUGUCCAGUAUUGUCUCUUUGGUUUUUGUUUAAUAUAGGCACUUGAUAAGGACAUCAGCUGUAGCUGGAAUAAUGCCCCAAACUUAUGUCGUUCCUUCAUGAUUCUUCUUGUAACCACUUGGGCAAAUAACAGCAUUCAGUGUAACAAGCAACCUGCUUUUUUCUCCUCCAUCCCUGCAGAGCAUUUGUCUGUUGUCAGUCUGAGCAGGUAACUUCACUGGACCAAAAAGAAAAGGGAAAGGAACCAUUUGUGCUGAGUUAUUCAGUGUCUUUCACCUCUAACACUGAUGCUCCAAAUGUGCUCACAAGAUGGCAUAUGUAGCCUGAAUAUUUCUCAGAACUGGAAUGUGCCUUUUUCAUUAGAACAGAAACGUUAUUAGCCAUGUGAUACUUGCAGUCCCUGGAGCUAAGGUAAUAUUUUGGGCCACUCUGAUGAAUUUGGCCUCAGUUGUGUUUUCAGCCUCCUCUAACAGAAGUGUUGUGUCCCAUGGACCAGGACUGCUCUGGUUCAAGUACAGCCUGACUGAGCAACGUACCUGAAACAUCUGCAUGUUACUCUCAAUGUAUCUUUAAGUGCAUUGCUGAAGCCAGGCUACUAUUAGUGCCCUUAUGCUUUUGGUAUCUCCUCUUCUGCGCUGCUGUAGGUUUUUUUCAGUUCCCAGUAAUGCAUUAGGAAGAGAGGGAGAUGCUGGAAGCUGCUCUGGUCCUGACUCUGCCCCUAAGCCAUAAUCAGAGCUCAGAGAUGAGAUGGAUGCAGCACUGCUGGAGACGCUCAAGGUCAGGCUGGAUGGGGCUCUGAGCACCCGAUUUAGUGCAGGUGUCCCUGUUCAGUGCAGGGAGUUGGACCAGAUGUCCUUAAAGGGUUCCUUCCAACUCAGACAAUUCUGUGAUUGUAAGUCUGUUGCUGCAAUAGGAGGAUUUGCCACGUGACGCACAACAGCAGUAUUUCCUGUAGCUCUGAUCGUAAAUUCUGGCUGUGACAGAGCAGUUGCCUUUGUGAAACCAUUUAAUCUCCUGUGUUUGUCUACGAAUCCCACUGAUAGCAGCCAGAGGCUUGUGUGCAUCAGUGCCCGAGGGCCUCAGGGCUUUCCAUGAGCAGCAUCUACGCGUGUGGCAGGUGACUGAGAUCCAGUGACUGUGAGAGAGUCGUACUCUGCAUGGAAAUGUCUUUGGGUUUGCCUUUUAUGUUCUCGGUGAACGUUAGUUUGUAAGCUUGCAAAGCCUCUCAUCGCUCAUAAAUGAGGCUUGCAAUAUUUAUGGCAAAUACUUACCGCUACGGCUUUCUAAAUAAAACAUAGUAUACUGUUCUGAUCUCAUCUCGCCAUCAAUCCUCCUGCCAGUUAUGUGAAGGUGGCUGCUGCGCCGCCUGCUAAGGUACAGUCAGACUCCGCCAGUGCUCUCAGCUGUGCACAUUUCCUUGAAGCUGUGGAUGUUUCAGUAAUGUCUUGCAUUGUAAGUCUGACUGUUUCACUACUUGCGAGCAUUAAUCUGCAUUUUCAUGCCAGCGUUUUCUGAAAAGAGCCUUUCUAACAUGUGCUUUAGGCAACCAUCUGUUGAAAGAUAGGAAUAUGAUGAAUGAUGAUGCAAAAAAAAAAAUGCAAACAAUGUAAUCUGUCUGUUGUUGUCAAUGUAUGUUUUCCUGUUACGCAUUGCAAUACUGUCAGUAACUGUAUGUUGAGUUGCAAACCUGAGGGUGCGGAUGUUUGAAGGUUCCGGCGCCGCGGGCAGGACUUUGGCAUUGCCUGGCUGCAGCACACGGUAAGAGCAGAGCACCUUCAUGUCUGUGUGUGAUCACUGCUAAGAUGGCAGCAGCUCGUUGCUCGUGGGUGUGCCAUGAAAGACUUGUGGCAAAGUGCUGCUGGUGUCAGUCGUGCAAACUAAAGCCAUGCUGGUGGAGCGGCGGUGCAUCGCUUCUAUUAAAAAUGCUGUUAUCCGAUGGCAGUUUGUAUUAAAUUUUGUUGAAUGGUUUUAAAGAUGUGGAUUUUAAUAAUAAAAACUACAUGUCUGAAGGAGGGCGUCUUCCUGUACACCCAGUAUGUAUUUUUCUCUUACGAGAUGCUGUCAGGUUAACAAUGUGCAGUCAGGUCUUUACAAAGGAGGCUGAUGGAACCUCAUAUCAGUCUGCAUAUGGGCUGUUAAACUGCUCAAGCAACGUUUACAUGGUAAUGACUUGUUUCCAUUGCUGAUCGGGGGUGCUUGUCUGUUGGGUGUGGUGAUGUACACCUCUGUUUGUCUCUGGUGUGAAUCAGAGCUUGGAAAUGCUCAACCUGCUUCACCAGUAGUAUUUUGGAACAGUAAAAACUAAACACUUAUAGACAUCUUUGUUUUCUCUUUGGCAUUUUGCUCGAGUACAUCCAGGUAACGGGGACUACAAUGAAGAACGUGAAAGCACCACUUUAUUGUAGAGAGAUGAAAAAUAAAGCUCUCCAUGUCCCUUUAUCUCUGGUUUGUUGAAAACAUCCAUUCUGGCACAUGGAGGAUUGCAGAAGAAAUUUUACUAGACGAUAUAUAUCUGUAUAGGUGUAGAUACGUAUAUGAAGAUUUGGUCGGCUUUAUCAUGUAGAGUAUAAUAUAUCCACUGGCACAUCCCAAGACAAGGAGCAUUGUUUUGCACACUUGCAGAAAUGUGAAAAAUAAAGGUUUCUGUAUGAAACACAACCUCAGUCCCACUGCAGCCCAUGCCAGCUGGCUGUGUGCACUGCCAGCAAGCAGCAAGUGAGCAGCCAGCACUGUUGUCUGUGCAGGGUGAUGGCACUUCCAUGGACAGAGGCACAGAUGCUGCCCAGGGAUGUACAGCUGUUGAAGCUCCUGUCUGGCACCUCUCACAGCACCAGGUUAUACCAGUGGCUGCACGGUUUGGCACACGGCUUCAUGCAUUUACUUUUGAUUCAUGUUUUUAAGCACUGGAUCUGCUUAUGUGGUUGCAUGCUGUGCUGACCAAUAGAACUGACCACACUGCAUCUCUGGGAGCAUCCUACUGGGUGUGAUAGAGUGAGAAGGAGCAGUGUGCUGUAGCUCAGCAUAUGGAAGCGGUUACUUUAGAACUCAAAGCCUUCAUACUAUGAGAUUAAUUCUGCGAUCUUUGCUCAUUUGUACAGGCACAGCAGAGGUGGAGGAGAAGAGACCUGGCAUCAGGACCUCCUCACUAGCAGGACUUACUGACCAUGCAGUUCUCUUCCAUUUUGGGUCAGAAAAUGCAUCUGAGAUGGAAACACACACAGAAACUGUGCAACGUGCUGGAGAAAGGAAAGCCAAGAGGCAACGUUUACCAACAUCAUGGAAGAUGGAGGUAGAAGAACCAGGAUUAGUAAUGUGCAGUCAUCUCUUCCUUUACCAUUUUGUGGGAAGCUGGGAUGGAUCCAGAACUUUCUAGAAGGAUGGCACAUGAUUGGAAAGAGCUGAUUUUAAAGAAUCAAGGUAGAUCUAUCUAUUGAAUCCUAGGGUUAGGCAUUGCAAAGUUACUUCCAAGUUCUCAGUUUUAGUUUUGGACUUCUGAAAAUCAGUUUUGCUGAGUAGAUGACUUACCCAGCACCUGUUUCAUUUCACAUUAAGUUGUGGUAACAUAAUGCUCAAAUCUUUAAGGACAUUGCUACAAAAAAGCAGUUGAACUGUUUUCUGUAUCAGUCUCCUUUUAAAGUGAAGCAUGAGCGAGUAAGAGGCAUUUUGAAAGGAAAAGAAGGUCGAUUUCAGUUAGAGGAAUACUUUGUGGUGGUUUCAGCAAUAAAAUAGAGUAUUUAAGCAUGAGCCUUACUGUGGCAGUGAAUAUUUCAUGCAUGUCACACAAUAAUGUGAACAAUGCAAAGCCAGGAAGAUGAGGGAAGGUAUUUUGGAAGCUGCAAACCCAAAAAGGAGAAUUUCUGAAUUGGAAGACUCCCAUUUCUGAGAGCACGUUGGCCUUAAUCUCUGUUUGGAACAGAAAUCUCAUUACAGCCAGAGAAAAGGAUAUUCCAGGGCCUGAGGAGCCCAGCUCAGUGGGGCAGAAAAGAUCACUUCAGAAAUCUGUGUGACAUUGCAGAGACCUGUAGGUAAUUUUAGAUGCUGUAAAAGCAGCGUUGAGAAAUCUAAUGGACAGGAAGAGAUGUACUGUUCCUUUAGUGACACUUUACGAUGGGUUUGGUGCAGCACUUAGAAUAUUCUGCGUGACCUCUGCGGUGACAGCAGCCAAACACCUUGCUGGCUGGAAGGAAAAGAUGCCCUGUUUGGGGUUUGAGGAAAGUUAGUGGCAAUGGGAUGAAGCCCACUGGGGUAGGGGCUGGAGGUGCCUCACAGUGCUGACAAAGUCUGGAUGAGAUAUACAGAGCCCUGCGUGGGUCUGUGUGUUAGAGAGGAGGGUGAGCAGAGAAAUGUGGCACAGCUGGUCAGACCUGUUCCCCGCACUGGGAUUUUUCCUCCUUUGUCUCUUUCUUCACUCUUGGCUAAGAAGGGAGAAAUAGAUGUUGUCUGGCUGGUCUUCUAUGGUUUCGCUCUCGAGGUAUUUUUAGUGCAUUGAUAUAUGGGCAGCCAGGCCCUUGACUGCCCAUUCCUUGUUUGUUUUCAAGGAGAGGCGGCUCUGCAGCUCCCCCACAGCCCCAGCUUCCAUGCACAGCCCAAGCAGAGAGUCCAGAACUGCCCCCUGAGCACAGCUGCUUGGCAGAUAAGCUGAGACUGCCAUGGGCAGCAGGCAGCCCCAUCCCACAGUUCCAGGCACUUCUGUGUGCUCCCCCUGCUCAGAGCUGCACAGAAAUCCAAUACUCUCAUUUCUGAGGCGAUGCAGUAGAUGUCAGUCAGCAGCACUGCCCAGAAAACAACGCUGUUGGUGCAUUGCAGCAGUAUCCUUUGGUGGUUCCAAGGCAGUUAGGAGAGCUCCCAUGCUGCUCAAUAGGUGGCCCCAAGGGGGCUGGCGUUCACCAUGGAGGAAAGAUAGGGCAAAUUUUUGGCUAUAAAACUUUAUCUUAUUGGCUUUAUAAGGGAUAAACUUGAUAUUUUCCAAGUGUAUUUAUUCAACUGAAACACAGAAACACUGUAGUGUGGGAAGAAGCUCCGUGCACAGGUUUCAGCAUUACAAAUGAUCAUGUUCAUCAUCUAUUACAGUACUGCUGAUGUACUCUGUCUGAAACACGUCACAUACCGUGGCUCUCUGCUUCACUGCUGUCCCAUCAGCUCAGAGGCAUCUGAUGUGAAGUAGUGAGAAAUUCAUUUAAAAUACCUGUACGUGGUGAUAGAAGGCAGUUGUUAAUAGUGACGUUAAUGACAGCAUUGGUUCUCUUCCUUCUCUUGCAGUCUCCCUCUCUGUGCAGUGCGUGCGUUCUGCAGGCAGAUGUAUGGCCCUGUCAUAAACAAGUUCCUUGGGAGUGCACCGGGGCUCGGGGUGCCCACAGGGACACAGCUCAGUACUUUUCCAGUUGCUUUGGGUGCGUGUGUUGUGGUGCAAGUGUGGCUGCAGAUGUAAAUAGGACAGAGGGCCCUUCAGGACACACUGGGUGCUUUCUCAGUGUCAGUGAGCAAUGCCAUACAGGUGGUUGGUGUUUUCCAUUUAGAAAUGUCUCGGAUUCUUGGUCAUUAAGAGCCUCAGGUAAGACAUGUAAGACACAUAUGGUGGUGAUGCACUGGAACAGGUAGCCCAAGGAGGAGAACAUCUUGUGGAUGUACAAACCAGAAAGCAACGUAUCUACUAAAGCACAUCUCAAUCUGAUCUGUUACCUCAGUGUAUUUCAACAUACACAAGGAAAAAUAAGCAAUGCUUCCCACCAGAUCCUACUGUUAGUGCCAGCUAAAGCUCCUGCCCAUUUUUGGUACUGGAGGCACUUGUUAUGGACCAGAUAUGUAUUAUAAAAGUUAGGGAGGAGAAAGGUAUGGCACCAUACCAUGUAAGUUUUAUAAUCUUUUAAGCCAAAGAUUAAGGCACUGCUGUGCAUUAAUUUGAGAUAAUAACUGAAUGUUAUGUGCUUGACACUGGGUGUGCAGUUGUCUGUUUUGACACUCAUUCUGGUAUCUGCUAAGAGGUUAUACUGAUCUUUAAGAUGAAGUUAAGAAAAUGCACAGGAAUCAAGACGUGAUCAUUGGGGGGAGGAUAGCUCUGUGCUGCUGCUGGUACAUCAGACUGGUGGCAAAGGGGAGGAUGGGAGUAUCACUGCUGGCACUUAGGCAUCCCUGGUGACAGGCCUCGGCCAUCAGUCAUCAGCGACCUGCACUGCAGACUGGGACCAGGGCAAAGUCCAACCCAUGGGGCUGCCUGUGCAGCCAGGGGAGGCUGGCUGCAAGUUCAUGUCUUGCUUCAUACUUUCACCCACGCAGGGUGGACUGCUUACCAUUCAGUGUUUUAUUUCUUAUUGUUGCUGUAGACACCGUUGUCAAGUCAGAGUUUGUUGUAAAUAUGCCCAUGGUAUAAAGUGGCAUUUGUUUCUUCACAUGGUUUUCUGCCUUCUCUCUACCCUCUCAAGCCCCUGUUUUAGAAAAGCUAGAGAGAUAAGUUAUGCAAUGGCUCUGACUUGGCAGUUGUCUUAAAUGCUGGAAUGGGGCAGCAGUGUUGACACCAGGGCAUUGCCAUGGCUGCACUGCCCAUCCUUGCUUGCACCUCCAGGUGGUUGGGGAAGGAGUUUGACCGUCACCUCUUGUCAUAGUGGGUGUGGGUGUCACUGCCAGGAGCCCGGCAUGUAGCUGCACAAAGUAGUGGUAAUGGAUUUAUAUAAAUAAAACCAACUGAUUUAUCUGCAUGUUCUAGCCUAGCAAUUAAUUCUGCUUUUGGGAGGCAGAACCAAAGCAGAAAAUAUAUCAUAAUGCCAGAUCAGAGCUGAUAAUGUAUUCCUCCCUCCCUCAGUUCCCUGCUAGCAUGGAUCAGCCUAUUAAGGAAUCAUCUCCCAGAGCAUUGGCCAGCUUCAGGAGGAUCCCCACCAGCUGCAUUGCCGUGGAGCAGAACAUGUGGAGACAGAGCCAGAACCACAGAAGACCAGAGCAAAUACUGAAAUAUUCUCCGGAGAUGUUCUGCAGAUAUUUUUGCUUCUUCAGUCUGUGUCUUUUCCUUCAAACUCAAAGGAAAUGCUCACUAGGACAUGUAUCCAGCUUGGGUGGCAGUGACGCAGCAUCCCUCCCUGGAUUUGAGAACCUCACAAUGGGAUACAACAAAUACCUCAGGCCCUUCUUUGGUGGAGAACCCGUUCAAAUUGCAAUGAGCCUGGACAUUGCAAGCAUUUCUAGUAUAUCUGAGAGUGACAUGGAUUACACAGCUACCAUUUACUUGCGGCAGCGCUGGACGGAUCCCCGCUUAGUUUUCUAUGGCAACAAGAGUUUCACUCUGGAUGCUCGUCUAGUGGAACUGCUCUGGGUACCAGACACGUACAUUGUGGAGUCAAAAAGGUCCUUCCUGCAUGAUGUUACCGUGGGGAAUCGCCUCAUCAGAUUGUUCUCUAAUGGCACUAUCUUGUAUGCCUUAAGAAUUACUACCACUGUUGCCUGUAACAUGGACCUGUCUAAAUAUCCCAUGGACACACAGACAUGCAGACUGCAGUUAGAGAGCUGGGGAUAUGAUGAAAAUGAUGUAAUCUUCACAUGGUUGAGGGGAAAUGACUCUGUCCAUGGCAUAGAAAAGUUGCGGCUCUCUCAGUACACAGUGGAACGCUACUACACGCUCAUCACAAAGUCACAGCAGGAAACAGGCAGUUACCCACGACUGAUACUGCAGUUUGAGCUGAGAAGAAAUGUCCUGUACUUCAUUUUGGAGACCUAUGUGCCAUCUACUCUGCUUGUUAUGUUGUCUUGGGUUUCUUUUUGGAUCACAUUGGAUUCAGUGCCUGCAAGAACCUGCAUUGGAGUAACAACUGUGCUUUCCAUGACAACUCUGAUGAUUGGCUCACGAAGUUCACUUUCAAAAACCAAUUGCUUUAUUAAGGCCAUUGAUGUGUACCUCGGCAUCUGUUUCAGUUUCAUUUUUGGAGCCCUUGUGGAGUACGCAGUUGCUCACUACAGCUCAUCACAAAAACAUGCAGCUAAAACACCUCGAGAGGGGCCUGCAAAUGAACUUACUAAAGAAAUGGAAGAAAUCAACAUCACUAGCAUCCUCAGCAGCUCCAUCACCAGCUAUAAGCAGCAAAUUAGUUUUACAGGCAUUGAGAUUUCCGGUGAUAAUAUUAACUGCAGUGACUUGACCAUGAAAACUCAUGAGAAAAUCAAAUGCUUCUUGAGAAACAAAAUGUACAGGAUUAUCAGUUAUUUCACAAUUCAGAACCCCAGUAAUGUAGACCACUACUCCAAAUUGCUUUUUCCAUUGUUUUUUAUGCUGGUCAAUGUGUUUUAUUGGGCGUAUUAUUUAUAUUUUUAGCAGGAAUGGGUUUUUGUGUUCUCCCACUUCAGUGGGAAAGGAAUCCUGCCAAUGGUCAUCUAGGUAUCUAACCUCAGUGAAUCCAGCAUAGACAAAAUGUUCUGCAUUUCCUGAGGUCUGGAGCAAAAGAGUGGGUGGAGUAUGUGAUGCAAAGUCUUCAUGCUUCAGCAUUAGCAACAAUGACUCUGGACACCUGCUUGUUCAGCCGAGUGGUUUUGCUGGGCUCUUGGCUGGUUAAAGGCUCUUCAUUGCAGCAUCCAGCCUCUCUGGCCAGCGAUGGAUAUGUAGGACUGCACGUGGCACAGAUUACUAGAGGUAGCAAAAUUAUCCUGAUAACCUGAAGUGGAUUGCAACCUUCUCGUUUAGAUCUCUCUGAGGAUGUAUGAUUAUAGCUGUUCUUCUGUGUUUGCUAGAGAUAACAGUAACAAAGGGACUGUGACCGCCGUCUCAAUAGCUCCUCUGUUCAAACAAGUGUACCCAAAGGCAGCAGUGUGCUGUGUGCAGAGGAAUGGCUCCCAUGCACGGCACUUCCCUGUCCCAGCAGUGAUGCAGUGCCAGAGCAGUGAUUUCAGUGAUGCUGGUAGUAGCAAAGUUGUAUGACUUGUUGUUUUUAAUACCUGGCAGACUCAGUGUGGUAAUCCUCAUUUGCUGAAGUUAUCCAUCCCUGAGAUAGAUGGAUGGGCUGUUCAUUUGUAGAGGUGCAUUGUUGUUGUUGUUUGUUUUUGCUUUUCUUUUUUCCACCCCCAGAGUUUUGGUACAGAGUCUAUGGGCAACAAAAGCCUUUUACAACACAUUUCAUGCUCUUCCUGUUGGGCUGCUUACUGUUGUGCUGCAGUUGAGCCGACUUCACUCCCUUCCUUGUCUUCCCUCACGAAUAGAUUGUUCUUCAUCCUGGAGAGUGCCUUCAGCUUUCAUUGUAAUAAGUAGCCCUUGUUUCUUGCCGGUCAUGCAAUAGGGGUGAAUUUGUUGUCCCUCCUUAUAUAUGGUUUUGCAGCUGCAGUGAGUCAGCAGCUCUAUAAGGUGAAAAAUCCAUGAGUGGGGAUAAAGGCACAAUGAUCCAAAUCAGCUUUUAUGGCAGACUUUUUUCCCUCCUUUCAUUGCUUUGAGGGCAUUAUCUUGCAGUUUUGUAGGCAAAACAGUAAUUGCCUGUAGAGGCUGCCAGUCAGCAGGAGUUUGGGCUGAACGAGGUCUCUCAGCAUGCAGUUUAUAUUCCAGUCUCAUGCAUGCAGUGUUUGCUUAGUGCAGGAGUCUCUUACUGGGACCUGCUAUAGAAGGUGGGCAAAGCACGUGAAACUAUAGAUUAUUGUAUAUAUAUAUUUUUUACUUUAAUAACUUUUUAUUGAACCACCUCACCACUAUAUUGUGAAGGAUCUAAGCCACGUAUUCAUAAAUCAUAGAUUUUACAAAGAGCAGCACAAAAAGACAAAGGGGAACAGACUUACGGUGGCAAGUGAAUAAACACAAACUCUAAUAAUGAAAUGUUGGCUUGUAUAUACUGGCAUUUAAACUCCAUUCCAUAAAAUGUAAUAAAGUGAAUAUUGGUGAUAUGAACACAAACCCCCAGAGAGAUCCUCUAUUAAAAAUAAAAAAGAAAAUCAUUGCCUUC